GAUGGAAGGAAACGAGGAGAGUGAGGAACUGAGUGAAGUGGAGGAGGAACAUCAUGUCACACCUGCAGAAAAACCUUUGAGUCGCUCAAAGACUAAAAAGACUUUUUUAAAGAAAAGAGCCAAGAAAUCUUUCACCUGCACUCAGUGUGGAAAGAGUUUCACACACAAAUGUUAUCUUGAGCGUCACAUGAUGAUCCACGCCGGAGAGAAGCCGUUCACAUGUGAUCAAUGUGGAAACAGUUUCCCAAGCAAACGUAACCUUGAGUUUCACAUGAGGAUCCACACCGGAGAGAAGCCGUUCACAUGCCAUCAAUGUGGAAAGAGCUUCACGCAUCAAUCAAGCCUUAAGAGACACAUAGCAAUGCACUCUGGAGAGAAGCCACUUUCGUGUGAUCAAUGUGGGAAGAGAUUCCCAUUCAAAGAUAAUCUUAAGAUUCACAUGAGGAUCCACACCGGAGAGAAGCCGUUCAUAUGUAAUGAAUGUGGCAAAACAUUUCUUUGUGCAUCGGCCCUGAAGGUACAUCUGACAGUUCAUACGAAGGUGAAGCCACAUUCAUGUUCUGUAUGUGGAAAGAGUUUUUCACAGCUGCCAACUUUAUACAGACAUCAGAAAAUUCAUUCUGAUGUGAGAGAGUACAUGUGCUUUGAGUGUGGGAAGACUUUUGUUACAGUGGGCUCUUUAAAACAGCACCAGAGGAUCCACACCGGAGAAAAACCUUACAAGUGUUCACACUGUGACAAGACAUUCAGUCUGCCAGUAUAUCUGAGAUCACAUGAGAGGAUCCACACUGGAGAAAAACCUUACAAGUGUUCAUACUGUGACAAGAGAUUCGCUCAAUCAUCAAAUCUGAAAACACAUGAGAGGAUCCACAGAGGAGAGAAGCUGCACACGUGUGAUCAGUGUGGAAAGAGUUUCAGCACUAAAAGUCACCUUCAGCGACACAUGAAGAUCCAUGCAGUGGAGAAACCACAUCACCACAGUCUGAAAUCACAAUAAGUAGUUCAUCUUUAGGUGCUGAGCAACACAGUUUUCUAACAGUCACAGUGAGUGAUAGGAGUUUAUUAUUAAUAAAUCAUCGGCCUGAUCUGAUCUUUCAUCUCAGGAACGUGAUGAAUCUAGAUCUUCAGCAGAAAUUACAACAUAAUCAAAUCGCUAUUAAGGGAAGAAUCCAUAGAGCCUGUUUUAAGAUGUUUCUAUCAUUAAUGUCAUUUACAACAGAAACAACAAUAAAACAAUCUACAAUUUGCAAUAUGGACUUUGCUGUCACUCCUCUUCACUCGU
Ctenopharyngodon idella (grass carp) is the source of this 1282-nucleotide messenger RNA. Its product is annotated as gastrula zinc finger protein XlCGF52.1-like. Lineage: Eukaryota; Metazoa; Chordata; Actinopteri; Cypriniformes; Xenocyprididae. Gene Ontology annotation, biological process: regulation of transcription by RNA polymerase II. The record is from RefSeq and is a predicted model, not a curated record. Bases 2 to 997 code for a protein of 331 amino acids. Gene Ontology annotation, molecular function: RNA polymerase II cis-regulatory region sequence-specific DNA binding; DNA-binding transcription factor activity, RNA polymerase II-specific. The transcript has a single exon.